UCUAAAGCGCGUGUCUGAUCAGCUGGGAACGACGGUAAAAGCAACAUGGCGGCGCCCGUGCGAGGCUUGCAGUGUGCUCUGAAAAAGAGUAUUGUACCACCGUUAGUCGUGAUUUUAGGAGCAACCGGUACUGGGAAGUCUAAACUGGCGAUUGAAAUUGGUAAACGACGUCAGGGAGAGAUAAUCAGUGCCGAUUCCAUGCAGGUGUAUCGUGGGCUGGACAUCAUAACCAAUAAGGUGACUGCUGAGGAGCGUGCCCAGUGCAGUCAUCACAUGAUCAGCUUCGUGGAUCCCUUGGUCAGCAGCUACACUGUGGUAGACUUCAGGAACAAGGCCCUGGCUCUCAUAGAAGACGUGUACAGCAGAGAGAAGCUGCCUGUCAUAGUAGGAGGAACUAACUACUACAUAGAAUCACUGCUGUGGAGAGUACUGAUGGAUGAAGGGGUAAGAGCCACACUCCUCACCCCUAACUCACCCCUACAUCAGUCAUUGCUGUGGAGAGUACUGAUGGAUGAAGGGCAUGAGAAUGAAGGAGAGGGGAAGAAAGGCGGGUCUCUUGACGGGAAGGCGGAGCUCGAGAAACUGGGCGGGGCUGAGCUCCACAGGAGACUGACCGAGGUCGAUCCUGAAAUGGCCUCCAUGCUACAUCCUCACGACACACGCAAGAUUGCCAGGAGCCUACAGGUGCAUGCGGACACAGGCGUGCCUCACAGCCAUUGGUUGGAGGAGCAGAGAGGGCAGGAGGGGGGAGAUGUGCUGGGGGGGCCACUGAGGUACCCAGACCCCUGUAUCUUCUGGUUACAUGCUGACAUGGAGGCCAUAGAUGAGCGCUUGGACCGGCGUGUGGAUCAGAUGCUGUUGACAGGCCUGAUAGACGAGCUCAGAGAUUUCCACCUGAGAUUCAACCAGCAGAAGAUUCAGGACCAGAGUCAGGACUACCAGCAUGGUAUAUUCCAGUCUAUAGGUUUUAAGGAGUUCCAUGAGUACCUGACAUGUCCUGAUGAGACGACACAGGAGGUCCGAGAGACACUCCGGAACCAAGGACCAGGGGACAACGUCCCUGCGGUGUAUGGUCUGGAUGUGACUGACGUGUCACAGUGGGAGGAGACUGUCCUAAGCCCAGCCCUUCUCAUACUGGAUAGUCUUACUAAGGGGGAGCGACCUACCGUUGAGCCAAUGAGAGUGGAGGGGGCGGGGAAGAGGAACAAGCGAAGCCGUCACACCUGUGAGCUGUGUGACAAGGUGAUCAUUGGAGAUCUGGAGUGGACAGCCCAUCUCAAGUCUAAAAAACACCACUAUCAUGUGAGGAAAAGGAGGAAGUGCGAGCCCGAACCUGAACCAGCCAGCCACCAGCCCCAGGGGACUACUCCACCUCCCACCUCUACUACAGAUGGCCCUACCUUGGGUAACUCCACUACUCUAGCCCCUGGCUCAGCUGAGGCCUGUGGAGAACCAGAGUCCCCAGGUACCAGUUCUACUGAGAAAGAAGCCCCAGUUCUAUAGGAGAGGAGGUAUGCUUCACUAUAAGGCCCUAUGAUCAGUAUUGCUGAUGGGACAGAAGUCAGUCUUUUUGGCCUCAGCUUGUCGGAUUGACUCCUGUUAAAUCAGAAAGAUAAAACGGAACAAUCAAAGACACUUAAAAAGUAAAUAAAAAAUAAUGGAUUAUCUGAGGACAACACAGAGACCGGGGAGAAGUCGGUCUCUUGACGACAUCACCGCUAUGACAUCAUCACUCCUGUCUAUGACUUCAUCGUUGUUGGACUCCAAGCUCAUGGAUUUGGUCGGUUUUGGUUCCUUGGAUUCUGAAGUGAAGUUGAAUUGUGACAGAACUCUCAAAUGGAAUGACAGUUGAUGUUCUACAGCAGGGUUCAAUAAGACCCCCAACCGUCUCUGUCCUCGUCAGGUAACCUGUCUAGUAAACACACUCUAUGGCAACUGCUGUGUUUGUAACGAGAUGUACAUGUGUCUGCAUUGUAAUUAUUAUAAUUAAAGAUACAUUUUUUUUUUUUUAAUAUGA
Messenger RNA from Oncorhynchus mykiss (rainbow trout), 2017 nucleotides. Lineage: Eukaryota; Metazoa; Chordata; Actinopteri; Salmoniformes; Salmonidae. The record is from RefSeq and is a predicted model, not a curated record.